Miscanthus lutarioriparius is the source of this 951-nucleotide messenger RNA. The record is from the annotation of a GenBank genome assembly. NCBI's taxonomy places the organism in Eukaryota, Viridiplantae, Streptophyta, Magnoliopsida, Poales, Poaceae.
AUGGAGUCAGAUGGAUCCAUACGAAUCAACUAUGGAGAAUAUGAACACUGGAAGUAUGACAAGUUUGCCCGCGUCGUCAACAACAUGUUGCUCCGCCGAGAAAAUGUAGACUUGCAUAAAUUCCAGGUGUGCUUUAAAGGCUACCAUCUCAUAAACUUCAAGGAUGUGAGAACAUGGAUUCAGUAUGUCGUGAAUCAUGGUGUCGAAGUGCUAGAUGUGAACCUGGGUCGGUAUGACAAGACUUUUCUGCCUCGUUGCAUUUUCGCUUGUCGUUCGCUUGAGGAGCUAAAUUUACAGAUGGGAGAAGCUCCUAAAGAUGAUCUUGAGCAUAAGGGGCUUAUGUUGUCAGACAAAAUAUGUCUUCCUUCCCUCAAAAAGUUGAAUCUCUGUGAUGUGGAGGUGGAUACUUUGUCUCUUCGGCAAAUCAUUAGUGGGAGCCCUGGACUAGAGGACGUGCAUUUGAGCAACUCUACACAGCAUCUUGAGCUUGUAAAAUCAAACAUGCUAAAAAUGCUAGAAAUUCAUGGCUUCUUUGCUUUACAAGGCAAUGAUAGAGAAACAACAAGUUCAAUGUCAAUUGCUGGAAUGACAUUCAAGUGCCCACUCCUUGAAACACUCAUAAUACUAUGUUCCAAGGAUGAUGUCGAAAUCGGGAAGACGGUAGCUGCUAUGGUAGCACUUGGCAUCGGCUUGGAGAAAAUACAAGUAUUUUUUUAUGAGGAUAUUGAAAGAGCAGAGAGGUGGGGCGUGAGUCUAGAAGAGUUGAAGAAACAGGACGCCUUAGAUAAGAUGCUGAAGGAAAAUCGAGAAAAGGUAAAGGGUAGUAAUGCACGGAGUGAUAACAAUAACGAUGGAGACGAGAUGGAGGAUGAAGACUACUACAGCGAUGAAGAAGAGAUGGAUGACGAGGACAGUGAGAUGGAUGAUGAAGAUGACGACGACGAUAUGUAG